CAUUGAUAGCCGAGGCGCUCAAUACAAAGUGUUUGCUCCAGUGAGAUUCUGGGAUGGAUAUGAACAACCCUCUUACUUGUGUUAUGGAUUUGAUGCGCCGUCUGCCACCUCAAAAGAUUGAUCAUACUUUAAUGGACAUCAUUUCGCUUACACCGGAACAUUGUGAGGAUAUAUUAAGUUCGGUGGAUCAGCCUCUAAGAAUCGCAAGGGAUGUACACGCGGGUCGAGAUUAUUUACUCUGUGAUUAUAAUAGAGACGGUGAUUCUUACCGAUCACCAUGGUCAAAUACCUAUGAUCCUCCCCUAGAAGAUGGAGCUAUGCCUAGUGAAGGACUUCGUAAACGAGAGAUUGAAAUCAAUACAGCGUUUGAUCAGUACAGGGAAAUGUAUUAUGAAGGCGGAAUAUCCUCAGUUUAUCUGUGGGAUAUGGAUCAUGGAUUUGCUGGAGUCAUCCUGAUAAAAAAAGCUGGUGAUGCUAAACUUGCUAGCGGUUGUUGGGAUUCAAUACAUGUCAUUGAUGUUGUUGAAAGACCGUCUGCUAAAAUAUCCUUGUAUAAACUUACAAGCACAGUUAUGUUAUGGCUUCAAACUCAACGAGAAGCGGCUGGUUAUUUCAAUUUAGGUGGAAGUUUAUCACGAUUUUGUGAACGUGAACUGCCUUUGGGGGAUGCAGGUGUUCCAAUAACUACAUCGCACAUUGUUAAUAUUGGACGUAUGGUAGAAGAUGUUGAGAACUCGAUCCGCUCAACAUUGAAUGAAGUAUACUUUGGGACUACAAAAAAUAUUGUAGAUUCAUUACGUUCUGUUGUACCGGCGUCAGAAGAGGAGAAACGUCGACGUUUAGUUCAAGAGGUUCACACAGCUUUACAAAAUAAAUCUCAUUUAUAAAUUCAUUCCAUCACAUCAUUUUUUAGCGAUAAUAAUGAUAAAUUAUUCCAUGAUUUUUUGUCUCUUUUACUAUUGACUCUGAUAGAAAUAUGGUGUGUUUCACUUGAUGGAUAACAUUUCUACCUUCUAAUAUUCUAUGAACACUUAUUGUUGCUGUUAUCUCUUGUUUGUCUUUGCUACGGUGUAUUCAUGAAGUUCAUGGUUAAGAAGAUAGACUGGUUAUAUCGCCUGUAUCUCUAUAACUAUUUUUCGAGCAUAUCAUUCUGUCUCUCAUAAUAUAUCUUUUGUUUUGAACUAACAAAAAUAGCAGCAACACACAAUAGUAAAUAAACAAAUAAUUCGUUAUUCCACUUAAGCAUAUUGCUAGUAUGCUGAUGAGAAUCAUCACCACGUUUGUAUUACAUUGAUAACUAUGUGCUACUGAUAAUACGUUUUUUCUAAAAGUUGUUACCAGUUCUCUUACACUUCGAAAGCUAGAAAUUGCUAGCUUUGAUCAAGUCUAUUCUCAGUCAGUUUUUGUUUAUUUGACUUAUUUUGCUACAUAUACAAGUAAUGAGACAUAAUUAUUAUCAUUAUUACUGUCGCUGUAGGUCGUGGUUUUGGGGAGUUUAGAUGUGCAGUAUUUUAAAUGAAAUUGAUUUUUAACUA
Molecule: messenger RNA, 1535 nt
Organism: Heterobilharzia americana
Lineage: Eukaryota; Metazoa; Platyhelminthes; Trematoda; Strigeidida; Schistosomatidae
Source: the annotation of a GenBank genome assembly